Rotaria sp. Silwood1 is the source of this 222-nucleotide messenger RNA. Lineage: Eukaryota; Metazoa; Rotifera; Eurotatoria; Philodinida; Philodinidae. The record is from the annotation of a GenBank genome assembly.
AUGACAGAAAUCGGUUCAUUUUCACAACACGUCCGUACAAGUACUGUUACCUCCGAAAGUCUUUCUAUGGAUGAAUCAUCAUUUAUGGCCACGUCAUCUUCAUCAUCGCCAUCAAUUUUUAGUUGGGGAAUCCAAUAUAAAAUAAUUCGUGAACCUAAAUUAAAAGGUAUCUGGAAUGGUUAUCAAACGCAAGAAGAAUUCAUGGCGAUGCAUCUUCGUUAA